Messenger RNA from Drosophila ficusphila, 878 nucleotides. RefSeq lists its product as uncharacterized. Lineage: Eukaryota; Metazoa; Arthropoda; Insecta; Diptera; Drosophilidae. The coding region runs from base 62 to 838 and encodes 258 amino acids. The record is from RefSeq and is a predicted model, not a curated record. The transcript is spliced from 2 exons.
UGAGUAGUAUAAAUACCGUGGGUACUACGAUCAGUCGGUAGGACUCUCAGUCAAAGCAAUAAUGAAAAUUUUCGUGGCUCUGUUGGCAUUUGUGGCCGUUGCCAGUGCGGCUACCGUGGGUCAGCCCAUUCAAACCCAAUCGAUCUCCAGCACAAUUGUGGAUUUGAUCGAGGGAUUAAAGGAGCAGAUGCCCUGUGGCUUCGCCGGUCUGGGCAUUCCGCCAUUGGCUCCCCUCAGAAUCGAUCAUAAGAAUAUCGACAUCGAUACUAGCGCGCUGAAGGUCAAGGGUACCGUCGAUCAUUUCCGUCUAAAUGGCCUGAACGACUUCGAAGUCGAUGAGAUGAAGGUCAACGCCAUCACCAGCAAGGUCACCUACAAGUUCUCCUUCCGCGACGUGAACGUGGACACCCAAUACGACCUGAGUGUGCUGCUGAAGAAGUUUGGAUUCACCGUUAAUUUGAUCGGUGCCGGACACGCCAAGUUCGCCAUCAAGGAUAUGGUUAUCUGGGGAACUCUGAAGUACUCGCUGGGCGUGAUCAGUGGCAACCUGAAGCUCAAGUCCCUGGAGGUGCGCACCCACUUGGGUGAGGUUGACUCCGAGAUCGAGGGAAUCCUGGGAGAUGGCACCAUCAACGAGAAGAUGAACGAAUACCUCGCCGAGGCUGUGGAGCUGGCCAUCAAUGAGAACGAGGAUCUGAUUGCCGAUACCAUCGAGACCAUUGCCCUGCCCGUGGUGAACAGCGUUCUGGACGACAUCAGCAUCGCCGAUGUGAUUUCCGGUUCCGGUGGCGAGGGCGGUGAGAAGGAGGUCUGCAUUCCUCCCGAGUUGGAGUGGUAAUUGAACCUUCGGUGAUUAAACAACCGUUUUGAAUCAAGUA